CCAGACCAAUAGUCGCGAAACGGUUAACGCGGUUAACGGUCUGCACGCUUCUUGAAAGAGAGACAGAGAAAGAGAGAGAGAGAGAGAGAGAGAGAGAGAGAGAGAGAAAGUUGAUCUCCACCGAGAUUCCUCAUCAACCACCACUCGUUGACGUCGAUCUCUUUGCCGAUCUCGACCUAGUGAUCAAACACAGGGGACCUCGAAGUACGAGAAACCGAUCCGUCAUCUUCCCGCCAGGAAGGAAAAUCCUGACGAUCGAGUGGCGAGUGGGAGCCUGAUCACCGUCGCGCCGGUGAAUAAUAAUAAUAUAUUUGUAUAUAACCGGUAUAUAAUCUCUUGCAAUUGGACGCUACGGAGACCUGAGCAAACCCCCUGAGCAAUUUUCAUCCCCGUCAUCAUCACGCCCGACGACCAGUUGAAAUAUCUAGAAGAAGAGGAACAGCAUCGUCAACGGCGGAACUUUCGAUCGCGCGAUAAAGAGGAUUAAGGGAAUGACGGGAAGGUCCAGCACGAGACGGACGGGCCUCUGUCUGUUGGCACUGUUGUUGUCCUGCCUCUCCAGCGGCGGUUUCGUCGUUGGGGAGCCGGAACCGAUCCCCUCGGAGCUUCUCUACAGCAAAAGCUUUAUCAACAACGCCGAGAAUCUCAUACUGCUUAAUAAGCUGAAGCAAGUGAUCGAGGAGAAGGAGGACAUAACCGAGCGGGAAAAGACGCUGGACGACGUACAGAGGAUGAUCGAAUCGGUGCUAAGAGCGAAAGCGAAGGACAAUUACUCGGACGAGGAGUUACCAGCGCCACCGAAUCCACCAAACAGACUAGCGCCACGCUCUGGGAAACGUACCGCGAUAAGCUAUAUGACCUUGUGCCACUUCAAGAUCUGUAACAUGGGACGCAAGCGACAAUUGCACAAGUAAACGGCGAGCGAAUCGUUCGCGGACGACGGCCAGGUCGAGAAUGGUCGAGCCUCUCGCGCGGUGCACCCUCUGCCACGAAAACCUCCCCCUCCCGCGUGCAGACGAGAAGAAACGUGAACAGAAGCUGCUGCAUUCGGAAACUGGGACCCGGCGAUCGAGCGCUACCGAAACGCUCUCUCACUGAGAUUUUCAAUUCGACAGGCUUUCGCCAAAUGAUCGUGACCCUGACCCACUCUCUGACCUCUUCGACUUUGACUCGAUGCUCACCGUAAUUAUAUAUAAAUAAUCCGCGCUUCCACUUUCGAACACCGCUUGAACACCGUGGCUCCCAACGUGGGACGACAAUUCGAGAACGAGUUAUUAACAGCGAAUUUCACCUUAAGACGAGCUCAAGUUAUACUAUGAGUUUGUCAGGCACUUUGGUUUAUCUUACAACAAUUUGAAUGAUCGAAGCGUUGCGGAAGAAGCUUCCGUUAAAAUUAUCCUAUAUUUGUGCGUUUUCAGUAUUCUCUUUUAUACGUUUUGAAACUUUAUUUGCUAUUUUAUUUUAUUUUUUUUUUUUUUUUUUCUUUGAUGAACGUCACGUUCUUUGGAAGCUUGAGGUUAAUGGUCUUUUUUGGGCUUCCUCCGUAUGAAAAGAUUCACUUUGUUAUUAAUAAGAAUUAUGUAUCACAGGAAUAGGACAUCAGGACUUUAGAAAUAUUUAGGUGAGGCAUGGCCAAAAAAUGGUUGGGAACCACUGGCUUAACCUCUUAGCUGUGCUUAACCGUUUUUAAAAAGUGCGUAUCUACAUUGUGCCGUUGGAACGACACGAUGACGAUUAUACUCAUCAAACAGAGUGUGUGCAGCUGCUUUAAAAUUGAAAAAUCGACGAUUUUAUUGUUUAACUUAACUGAUAUUGAUCAACUGAUUAAUAUUAAUUGAUAAUAAUUAAUAUUAACAGCAUAAAAAUAUUUAGAAACGAUGCAAAAAGAACUUAAAGAAAGUCUUAAAAUAUUCUUAUAUUUAUGAAUAUGUUUCAUUUUCCACCAAAGACUUAAUUCGAGUAA
Messenger RNA from Frieseomelitta varia, 1963 nucleotides. RefSeq lists its product as uncharacterized. Bases 492 to 914 code for a protein of 140 amino acids. The record is from RefSeq and is a predicted model, not a curated record. The transcript is spliced from 4 exons. Lineage: Eukaryota; Metazoa; Arthropoda; Insecta; Hymenoptera; Apidae.